CGCGGCCAAUCGCCGCGGCCAUAUCCCCCGCGCCCCGGGCGCAGGCGCGGCAGUGGGCCGAGGUUGGCGGGAUCGCUGAGGCGCGGACGCUACUAGCCGCCAUGGUUCUGGAGAGCGUGGCCCGUAUCGUGAAGGUACAGCUCCCUGCCUACUUGAAGCGCCUUCCGGUGCCGGAAAGCAUCACCGGCUUCGUGCACCUCACAGUUGCAGAAUGGCUCCGGCUGCUGCCCUUCCUGGGUGUGCUCGCUCUGCUGGGCUAUCUUGCCAUCCGCCCAUUCUUCCCGAAGAAGAAGCAACAGAAGGACAGCUUGAUAAACCUUAAGAUCCAGAAGGAAAACCCCAAGGUGGUGAAUGAAAUCAACAUCGAAGACCUGUGUCUCACGAAAGCAGCUUACUGCCGCUGCUGGCGCUCCAAAACGUUUCCUGCCUGUGAUGGCUCGCACAAUAAACAUAACGAGCUGACGGGAGAUAAUGUGGGUCCACUCAUCCUGAAGAAGAAAGAAGUAUAACAGUAACGACAUGGGAUUGAUUCAGCAUGUGCUGGGAAGUCCUGCAGUAUUUUCUCAUUCUUCGUGUAUAGAAAAUCUUUGAAAUGGUGGUCUUAAUUAUUACUAAGUGAAUAAUUAUUUCUGCCGGUUUAUUUUCUUGCUACACUACUGUUUAUAUUUGAUAAUUUGUAUAUUGAAACAUUUAUGUAGAGAUUAAACUGUCAAGACUUAGUCUGUCUUUAGAGAAGUAAUGUAUCUUCCAGCAAUAAAAUCAAUUCCUUUCAUUUUAUUUUUAACUUUCUAUUUUGAGCCAGGGUCUUGCUUGGUAGUUCAGGCUGGUCUUGAACUCACUAUGUAGGUCCAGCUGAUGUUGAACUUGUGUUGAUCCUCUUGCCUCUGCCUCGAGUACUGGGACCAUCGGCCUGGAGCACCUUGCCCCGCUUCCUCUCGUUUUAAUUGAGAAAACCUAAAUUUUGGCAAUGGAUCCAAAACUAUUUGGAUAUUACUAUUUCAACAGAAUCUAUACCUAAAAAAAUUGCCCCUACAUUGUGUUGUAUAGCUUUUGUUUUGAUCAGUCAUGUGGCUUCUUUCUUUGAAUGGUACUGGGUAUUGAACUCAGGGCCUGGCAAGUGCUAGGCACAUGCUCUACCACUGAACUCCAGCCCUGUCUCUCUUUUUAGGGAUUCUAAGAAAAAUGUUGACAUGAAAAUUACUUGAGGUCACAGAUACAAGUUUUGGUUUAUAGAGAAUGUUCCUCAUGAAUAUGAAUAUCACAAUUUGAGAAAUAAAUGAUAUAAAUAGUU
Molecule: messenger RNA, 1291 nt
Organism: Octodon degus (degu)
Lineage: Eukaryota; Metazoa; Chordata; Mammalia; Rodentia; Octodontidae
Gene: Cisd2
Product: CDGSH iron sulfur domain 2
Exons: 3
Coding region: 102-509 (135 amino acids)
Biological process (GO): regulation of autophagy; autophagy of mitochondrion
Cellular component (GO): mitochondrial outer membrane; intracellular membrane-bounded organelle
Molecular function (GO): 2 iron, 2 sulfur cluster binding
Source: RefSeq, a predicted model, not a curated record